This is a messenger RNA of Dothidotthia symphoricarpi CBS 119687, 662 nucleotides long. RefSeq lists its product as uncharacterized. The coding region runs from base 139 to 540 and encodes 133 amino acids. The transcript has 2 exons. Lineage: Eukaryota; Fungi; Ascomycota; Dothideomycetes; Pleosporales; Dothidotthiaceae. The record is from RefSeq and is a predicted model, not a curated record.
AGUUCCACGCAGUCCUCUGGAGCGCUGCCGAGGAUUUUCAGAGGGCAGCUUCAAAGAGGACUACAUACACCAGCCCAUUCACCAGUCUCAGGAAAUGGGGUGGGAAACUCGAACUCGACCGUCGAAGUCGCGGAGGCCAUGUCUCGCUGGUGUGGUCGUAUGUUGUUUGGUGCCGCCAUAAUUGCGGCAGCGAGGAGGGUCAUAACAAUGACGGAGGUAUACAUGGUGUCUAAGAUGCGAAUAUGCCGAUUCAAGAAGAUGUUAUCGAGAUGUGAAGGUAGCUUGGAGUGCUGGAGAAUUGGUGAGUUGAGAUGGCCUGCCACCUAUCUCUUUAUAUACCCAUCCCGUUUCUUAAAACAUGGAGACCAAAGCAAAGCUGGGCGGAUUCCUGCACCUCAUCUGGUCAAAUCCAUUGUAUUGAUGGUGGUGGUUGUGAUGCAGAUAGAGACGUUGUAUGACCGAGUCAGAGCUCUGAAGCACGCGACCUUGCUGCAAGAAGGCUGCCUGCGCUCACUCGGCUGUCACCAACACAAACGUUAAUGUGACGUUGGCGUGAUAUGAGAACGAUACGCGACAUAUGCUCCAAGACUACGAUUCGUAUGCUUGUUUGUCGAGGGUGAGAAGGGGUACCAGCGUGAUGCAUCAGAACACGGCAAUGGGUA